CUUUUGUAAUAUCUACUGGCAACGGUCGGACGAACUGCGUCGCUGUUCGCUCGAAAGUCGUUGGGACGGGCCAGACCUGCACCGAAUCGGGGAUGACUGAGUGAGUGCGAGUGAGCGAACACUUGUUACGAAUCGGGCCUGGAUAUCACGGUGGUUGUUUGUACUACGUCUGGUUGGCUCUGUGAGUCAGUAAUAUCAGUAAUAGACCGUUGGUGGUGGUGGUGGUGGAGUGAGCUCGCCAGGUUGUAUGAGUGGGCUGUAGGUGUUCCCGAGGCUUCCGACGUCUCGAGUUCAGUUCAGUCCGUUCCGUUGCCGAUUUAUCUGCGUUACUACGUGCGACCGCCUUGAAAAAAUUUACCGAAUUCCUACCACCGGAAGAACGUUGAAAACCCAACCGAAAUGGGUCGAUUCACUUCAAGCGUAUUAGCUGUGAUCUGCAUGGCCACCGUGGCCUACGGUAUGGACUGCUCGUUCGGAUCCAGCAAGAAUAUUUUCGAACAAAUUGUCAAAAGUUGUCCAAGGCCGAUAAUUGACUUAGCCGACCAAAGCUAUUGCUGUAUCGAUGUGAAGAACGACUCGUUCUACUGCUGUGACGCGGAAGAAUGGGCUCUCAAAACUGGAUUGGGCAUAAUCAUUCCUUCGAUCAUCGCCGUCGUUGUGAUUAUCUCGAUAGUAGUCCUAUGCAUUUCCUGCCUGUGCUGCACCUGCUGCCCGUGGUACCGCAGGCGCCAUCGUGGAACCGUAUAUGGCAAUUUGCAAGCACCUGCCGGGGGGAUUCACAUAAUUCAGCCGACGCCCGUGUAUCCAGGCUAUGCAGGUCACUUACAAAACCAACCCCCAGUUUAUGCAACGACUGUGACAGCGAUGCCGCAAGAUUGUCCUCCUCAGUACACUCAAGAAGCUUACACCAAACAAGCUCCCUACAAUCCGGGCUAUGCUCUGUAAGCUAUUCACUGUUACUAAAGUGAAACCUAUAUCAACACUAUUAUUAUAUUUAAUACCACUCUUGCCGAAGAAAUAACGUUAGACAAAUCUAACUGUAUCAAUCUCAUGAAUAGCGCCGUAAAUUCCUGUAACCAUUGCGUGAUAUUGGCUAGUGAUCCCUUAAUCUAAGAUUUUUUAUAAUCUUUACCAUUACCUUGUAUUUUAUCGAUGAAAUUUGAGAACACAGUUCCGUCGAUUACUGUACAUAUACAUUAGUAUCCGUGGUGGAAUCUCACUCCUCGUUUAUAAGAGUUCUUCCAAUCCAGUUUCAUUUUUUACGAGAAUAUAGCUGCUCGUCCUUUUCACUGUUCCUUUGUACACGAAUUUUAUUGGCUUAUCCGUCUCCCGACCGACGAGCCGACGAUAUGAGAUUUAUUCGAGCAGCUUUUACCUUUCAGAUAUUAUUGAUUGUGAUUAUCGAUUCAGCAAAAAUAUGUGAAAAACACGAUUAACUUUAUUACGGUAUAAAUACUUUAUUGGAAACUAUUAGUUCUUACCAUCGCACCACAUUCUCAUCUGUGAUAAUUCUCGAGUGAAUGUACCAUAAUUUCUCUUGGGAACUAAAAUUUGAGUGGCAAAAAAUUUUUUGACUCUGAAAUAGAAAUGUUGUGAAAAUUAAUUACGUGGUACGAAUGACGUCUGAAAAAUAAUGCAAGUGAGCUUUAAUAAGAUGUACAUGUUCUCGAAACUUGAUAGAAUAAAAAUUCUUUGUAUUUUCA
Athalia rosae (coleseed sawfly) is the source of this 1703-nucleotide messenger RNA. RefSeq lists its product as uncharacterized. Lineage: Eukaryota; Metazoa; Arthropoda; Insecta; Hymenoptera; Athaliidae. The transcript is spliced from 5 exons. Bases 400 to 945 code for a protein of 181 amino acids. The record is from RefSeq and is a predicted model, not a curated record.